This is a messenger RNA of Hyposmocoma kahamanoa, 4185 nucleotides long. Its product is annotated as multidrug resistance-associated protein 4-like. The record is from RefSeq and is a predicted model, not a curated record. Gene Ontology annotation, cellular component: membrane. Gene Ontology annotation, molecular function: ATP binding; ABC-type transporter activity; ATP hydrolysis activity. Gene Ontology annotation, biological process: transmembrane transport. Bases 16 to 4131 code for a protein of 1371 amino acids. NCBI's taxonomy places the organism in Eukaryota, Metazoa, Arthropoda, Insecta, Lepidoptera, Cosmopterigidae. The transcript has 25 exons.
UUUUAAACAAACAAAAUGGGUACCGAAUCUGAAGGCAACAAAAGUAAAAAUGGAAUUAACAAUAAGAAGAAAAUGCCAUCUGAGAAAAAACUCCCAUCGUUAUUAUCAAGACUUUGGUUCUGUUGGAUGUUCCCAAUGUUUUACAAUGGAAAUAAACGUGAUUUAGAAGAAUACGACUUAAUGCCAACUAAGAGAAUUUAUGACUCCAAAUUCUCAGGUGAUAAAUUAGAACGAACUUGGCUCGAAGAACAAAACACAGCACGGGCGGAGGGCAGAGAACCUUCCUUCACGAAGGCCUUAAUAAGAGCCUUCGGGUGGAGCUUCCUGCCUGGGGGUUUAAUGCAGUUCCUAUCUGUAGGGUUGAGAACCAGCAGUCCACUGUUAUUCUCUCAACUGCUAAGCUACUGGUCUGUGGAGCGACCCAUAGAUAAGUUAACAGCCACAUACUAUGCACUGGGACUAAUUGUUACCAACUGGCUUUUCGCAUUCUUCGGCCAUCACGGGAACCUGUAUUGUCAACAGUACGGAAUGAAGCUCAGGGUCGCUACCAGUUCUCUCAUGUUUAGGAAAAUAAUGCGUAUGAACAAUGGAUCCCUAGGCGAAACUACUGCCGGUAAAGUGGUGAACAUUUUGUCAAAUGAUCUUCAAAGGUUCGACAUGGCGUUUUUGUUUAUGCAUUACAUCUGGAUCAUACCGUUACAACUUGGCGCCGUGUUGUAUUUGGGGUAUAGGGAGGCUGGGUAUUCUGCUCUGAUAGGCAUGGCGGCUCUUUGUUUAAUCGCUUUACCGUUUCAAGCAUUCCUCGGACGAUUGACGGGGAAAGUAAGAUUCCGUGUAGCCGAAAAAACUGACGAAAGAAUCAAAGUGAUGAGUGAAGUAAUUAACGGCAUCCAGGUAAUCAAAAUGUACGCAUGGGAGAUCCCAUUCCAGAAAGUAGUGGGUGAAAAGCGUAUGGAAGAAUUGAAGCAAGUGAGAUUAUCAACAUUGAUUAGAACACUGUUCCUUGGUUUCAUGAUAUUCACUGAAAGAACUGCGCUUUUUAUUACCAUUCUUGUGUUCGUGUUGGCUGGAAACGUAAUGAGUGCCAAUGUCAUAUACCCGCUGCAGCAGUUCAUGACGUCUGCUCAACUCAAUGUCACUUUGAUUCUACCUCUCGUCCUUGCCUUCACUUCCGAACUCAUCGUGUCUCUCAGAAGAGUCCAGGAAUUCCUAUGCUUAGAGGAUCGUCCGGAUUUAAUUAAUAAACGACAGUGGUCGGUAAAUUCGUCAUCAUCUGUGGUUUUCGAAGGCGUGAAGAAGGUUGACAACGACAAUAAUACUUCCAUCGAAGCAAUUUCUUAUAAACCAAAAACUGAAUUUGGUAGCACAAAUGGUCUGCAUCAAAGACACAAUAGCAAAAGAUACAGGCGCAGUAUGUCAAUGUCCAGUAACGACAUUGCAGUGGAGUUACGCGAUGUAUGCGCUAGUUGGACAGGUGACCCUAACAUGUUGGCGCUUAAAAACGUUUCCAUGCGCUUACGCAAGGGAAAGCUUUGUGCCAUCAUUGGACCUGUUGGCGCGGGAAAGUCUUCUGUGCUACAAUUGCUGCUGAAAGAAUUGCCGGCCUCUUCUGGCACGGUUUCAAUUUACGGCACGGUGUCAUACGCUUGCCAAGAAGCCUGGCUUUUCCCCAGUACAGUUCGAGAAAACAUCGUCUUCGGAUUGCCUUAUAACUCGGAAAAAUACAAGUCGGUGUGUAAAGCGUGCUCUCUUGAAAAGGAUUUUAAGCAAUUCCCCUACGGCGAUCAGACCUUAGUGGGCGAAAGGGGGGCGUCUCUUUCAGGGGGCCAGCGGGCCAGAAUCAAUUUGGCUCGGGCCGUCUACAGAGAGAGCGACAUAUACCUACUGGACGACCCCUUGUCAGCGGUGGACGCGAAGGUGGGUCGUGAGCUGUUCGAGGGCUGCAUCAACGGGUACCUGCGAAACUACACUAGAGUGCUCGUAACGCAUCAAAUACAUUUCCUAAAAGCUGCCGACUACAUUAUAGUCAUGAAUGAGGGCGGAAUAGAAAAUGUCGGCACAUUUGACGAGCUCGUUACGAGCGGCAAGGAUUUUGCCAUGAUGCUUGCAGCCCUUCAAGAGGGUAAAGAAGAUUCCGGUAGUACUUUUUCAUCUGAAAGUGGAAAAGAAAAGAAAUCGUACCUGCGAAUUCUUUCUACGUCAAGCAGCGGCGAUGGUGAAGACGAGGAGGAAUUUGAAGCACAAAAGAUGGCUGCCGAGGAACGCCAAUCAGGCAACUUGAAAUGGGAAGUUGUCUCUUCUUAUUUCACUUCUGGAGGAAAUUGGUGUUUCAUAAUGUUCACCAUAUUUAUGAUUCUCUUGACGGCUAGCGCUGCCGCCAGCGCUGAUUAUUGGAUUAGCUAUUGGUCAAAUCAAAUGGCGCUUUACGAAAUGGGACUGGAAGGAGCUGAAAUUGACCCCGGACUGGACGUGGUAGUGGGCCUUUUCACGACUGGCCAGUACCUCAUCAUCCACGGCUGCAUAAUAAUAACAUGCAUCGUUUUGACCCAAGUUCGAAUCUUCCCGUUUGUGAGUCUGUGCGUUUCCGCUUCCGCAAACCUCCACAACCGCAUGUUCUCUAGUAUGAUAAAGGGCAUCAUGAGGUUCUUCGACACUAGUUCAUCAGGUCGUAUUCUGAACAGGUUUACAAAAGACAUGGGAGCAUUGGAUGAAAUUUUACCCAGGACAUUGCUGGAUGUUCUGCAGAUUUACAGUACUUUGAUAGCUAUAUUGGUGCUGAACGCCAUUGCCCUGUAUUACACUUUGGUACCGUCAGCCGUCUUGCUGUUUUUGUUCUUUUUAUUUGUGAGAGUCUAUUUGAAAAUGGCUCAGGGUGUAAAGCGAUUAGAGGGAACUACAAAGAGUCCUGUGUUUGGAAUGGUAACAUCAUCCCUUAACGGCAUAGCUACUAUAAGAUCUUGCGGCGCUCAAGAAAACCUCAUCAAGGACUUUGAUACUCAUCAAGACUUGCACACGACUGCAUGGAACGGAUAUUUGUGUGGUGGAGCCACGUUUGCGCUAUACUUGGACACAAUGUGCCUACUUUAUCUAGCUACGGUCAUUUUCGUUUUCCUGUAUCUUGACUUCGAUGACAUAAUCCCUGUGGGCAGCGUCGGCCUCGCGGUGACGCAGAGCAGCACGUUGACGGCGAUGUUGCAGCACGGCGCGCGCAUGCUUGUUGAGUUUAUUGCGCAGCUCACCAGUGUUGAGCGAAUCCUAGAGUACACGCGCAUUGAGAACGAAGAGAACCUCUUCGAAGGACAGAUUCACACACCAGCAAUAUGGCCAUCGGAAGGCAGAAUAGUAUUCCAAAAUGUCAAUUUGCGUUACGCUCCUGACGAACCGCCAGUGUUGAAGAAUCUUAACAUCUGCAUUGAGAAUGGAUGGAAGGUGGGCAUUGUCGGUAGAACGGGUGCAGGCAAAUCUUCCCUAAUUUCGGCCGUGUUCCGAUUCGCCUACAUCGACGGCUUAAUAGCAAUUGAUGGUCUCGAUACCGCCCUCGUAUCAAAGCAGGGACUUAGAUCAAAAAUAUCCAUUAUCCCUCAAGAACCUGUCCUGUUCUCGGCGACAAUUAGAUACAAUUUGGAUCCAUUUGAUAUGUACAGUGACGACGAAAUCUGGAGAGCGCUUGAACAGGUCGAUAUGAAAUCUUCCAUGCCUUCGUUGGAUUUCAAAGUAACGGAAGGAGGAUCAAACUUUUCUGUGGGACAACGGCAACUGAUGUGCUUGGCUCGAGCAGUGCUUAGGUCCAACAAAAUUCUCAUUAUGGAUGAAGCCACUGCUAAUGUGGAUCCUAGUACGGACAAUUUUAUACAGCAAACCAUUCGACGGCAGUUCGCAUCAUGCACCGUGCUUACCAUAGCUCACCGUCUGAACACCAUAAUGGAUUCUGAUAAAGUCCUUGUUAUGUCGAACGGAGAGAUUGUAGAGUUCGAUCACCCCUAUAUUCUUCUUUCGGAUAGCAACAGUCAAUUUUCCUCAAUGGUGCGUGAAACUGGUGAGAAAAACAGCGCGACUCUUUUCGAAGUAUCGAAAGACGCUUACUUUCGCAGUAAUCUUCAAGAAUACGGACAGAAAGAAACGAAUCGCUAACAAGUAUAUAAUUUUUUUAGCAAGUUACUAGUAUAUAUGAUGGAUAUAUGGACA